AUGGCGCGCCGUGACAGCAAGUCGUGGCGGCGGUCUCGCACCCUCUCGACCGCGUUUCUGUCCGACUCGGCGCCGACAAAGGGCUCAAGUCUACUCUCCAGGCUCCGUCUGCGAGCCAUCGCGCCACCCGCCCUUGUUGCCCUCGCCGUCGUCGCCUGCCUCGUCCUCCUCCGAGCGGGCACGACUUCAGUACCGCCUCCCUCGUCCGUCGACAACAAAAACACCGCGCACGCCGCGCAGCACCCCAACUUCGACUUUGACGCGCACAUUGAGCAGCACGCGGCGCCGGGCAGGGUCCUCGGCGAGGACGACGACGACACGGCGGCGGGCGAGGUGGCAGACGAGGACGAGGCGGGCACGGCAGAAGAAGCCGUUGAGGACAUCGACGGUGAGGGCGAGGACGAGACGGACGAGGUGGAUGGCGGCGAGUUGCCCGCACCGCGGCCAGGGACGAGCCUCGCGCCGCCGUUCCUCCCGUUCACCUGCGACGACUGCUCGUCCGCCUCGGCGCGCCACCCGUCGGCGCCCGUCUGCGCCAAGUACCGCGGCACCUCCCCUUCCUCCUCGUCAACCUCCUCCUCGUCCUCGGCGCACGCCUCGCCGCACCACUCGGGCCUUCACCCCGACAUCCUCGACCACUCGGUCCUGUUCGCCGGCACGGGCGCCGAGGUGCGCCGCGUGCUCAAGCGCGCGAUGCGCAGCAGCCUGUGGGCGGCCAAGCGUGCGAGGGAGGGCACCGAGGAGGACGUGCAGCGGGCCGAGGGGGAGGAGCCGUUUCGCAUUCUCGUUCUCGGAGGGUCCGUGUCCAACUGCCGAGGCGUCGACCCGAAAACGACGUGCUGGCACGCCCACGUCCUCCGGUGGUUCCAGAAGAUGCUCCCGAUGGAGGGCGACCGCGACCUCGUUCCCGACCAGCCGUCGCUCCUCGUCCCUCAAGCCGAGUCGCUCCUCCCGAUCGUCCAGCAGCGCGAGCGCGCGAGACGCUCGACCUCGCCGCCGCCGCCCGAGGACGCACCACUCGCGCCCGCACCGCCGCAUGCCGACACGGCCCACCUCGUCGCGCGAGCCCUGUCGCCCAAACACAAGACGGCCAAGAAGAAGAAGAAGAAGAAGGCCAAUGCCAAGGCGGGCGCGAGCAAGGGCCGUCGGCGGCCCUCGACCAAGCUCAUCAACGGCUCGAAGAGCGCAACCGGCUCGGCCUUUUUCGCCUUCUGCUUCGACGAGGAGAUGACGCUCCGGCGCAAGAACGUCGACUGGGGCCUCGGGCCCGACCUCGUCCUCCUCGAGACGGGCGUCAACGACGUGUGGCCCGGCGGCGAGCGCGCGACGCGCGACUUUGAGAAGCUCCUGCGCACGCUCCGCACGCUGCCGAGCCAGCCGGCCGUCAUCGCGGUCGAGGCGGCCAGCCUGUUGCUCGCGUCAACGACGUCGAUGGCGUCCAACGCCGAGUACGACCACCUGCCCGCCGCGCACUUUUACGACGUGCCCGUCCUGUCGGUCAAGCAGGCCCUGUUCGGCUCGGUCGCCGGCCUCUCCCCUCCUCCACCGCCUUCCUCGACCUCCGACGCCGUCUCGUUAUCGUCAUCGCCCGACUCGACCGUCACCAAGAUCGACGACCUGUUCCUCCCCGACCUGCAUCACCCGAACGAGCGCGGCCACGAGCUCCUCGCCGACGUCCUCAUCUCGUUCCUCGAGCAGCAGGCGUGCGUCGCCCAGUCCGAGCUCCUCGCCAUCGCCGACGACCGCAUCCGCUCGACGCCGCCGCGCCUCUUGCCGACCGGCACCGUCGCCGACGACCAGCGCGUCGACCCGUCGCUCGACUUCCUGUCGCGCAAGGCCGAGCCCGUCCGGCCUCUCCCGGCGCGCAGCCUCUUUACACCGUUCGCGUUCGACAAGAAGGGCCGCAAAAAGGCCGACGAGUGGUGGGACCUGCCGGCGCCGAGGUGCAUCCAGGUCGGCAACGCCAAGACGACGGUCGAGCCGGUCCAGAACCGCGGGUGGACCAAGCUCGCGUGGGCUCGCGACAAGCAGUACCUCGUCGCCGACACGCCGGGCGCGAGCGUCACGUUCCGGGUCGAGGUCGGCGCGGGAGGGACCGUCAUGGCCGACUGGCUCCACUCGCGCUUCUACGACCUCGGCGACGUCUCUGUCUACCUCGACGGCGACAAGGCCAAGGCCGCCAAGCUCGCCGGCUACUGGGACCUCGGGUGGUCGAUCGGCGUCCCGACCGAGGUCUUUACGGGCGUCGCGCCCGGCCCGCACGACGUCACGUUCGAGGUCCUCGCCGCGAGCGAGUCAUCGCACCCGUCGCGCAAGACCAACUUUCGCCUCAUUGGGCUCAUCACGACGUGACGGGCCAGAGCGGCGGCGGUGAGGCGGGAGGAGGUGGGCGAAGAGGGAGAAGGUCGGAGCGUCGCACACCGGCUCGCAGGCUCGAGCCAGCUUUAUCCUCCUCUGCUGCAUACCAGAACACGCAUUUUUCCUCUC
Rhodotorula graminis WP1 is the source of this 2487-nucleotide messenger RNA. RefSeq lists its product as uncharacterized. Bases 1 to 2352 code for a protein of 783 amino acids. The record is from RefSeq and is a predicted model, not a curated record. The transcript is spliced from 4 exons. Lineage: Eukaryota; Fungi; Basidiomycota; Microbotryomycetes; Sporidiobolales; Sporidiobolaceae.